This is a messenger RNA of Tetrahymena thermophila SB210, 441 nucleotides long. Its product is annotated as transmembrane protein, putative. The record is from RefSeq and is a predicted model, not a curated record. The transcript has a single exon. Lineage: Eukaryota; Ciliophora; Oligohymenophorea; Hymenostomatida; Tetrahymenidae.
AUGAAUAAAAUUUUGGCAAUUACUAUCCCCUUGGCUUUACUCGCUAUUGCUGCUACUGUUGGUGGUAUCAUCAUUUUUAACAAGCACCACACUCCUAAGCCUAUUGUAAACCACACUACCAUUUUCGACUGGUAUGCUUGCUCCAAUGGUCUUGAACACGCCUAAUGUGAUGAUUUGAGUGAUGAAACUAAAAAGUCAGUUUGCUACAAUGCCUCAAAUAUCGUUAGUGAACUCACCUACAGUGACUCUGAACACGUAUUAGAAGCUUGUGCUAAAUUUGCUGCCUACCUUAAAACUGCUUCUGCCUAAGAUGAACUCAACUCAGGAUCAUUCUAUGAAAACUGUUAUCUUAACAAGCAAGUUACUAAAAACGCUGCUACCUGCUCUUACUACAACGAAAAGAUCUACACUCCUUUCUAUGUUAAGUGUGCUGGUUUCUGA